Molecule: messenger RNA, 3344 nt
Organism: Drosophila yakuba
Lineage: Eukaryota; Metazoa; Arthropoda; Insecta; Diptera; Drosophilidae
Gene: dnr1
Product: E3 ubiquitin-protein ligase MYLIP-A
Exons: 4
Coding region: 607-2661 (684 amino acids)
Biological process (GO): ubiquitin-dependent protein catabolic process
Cellular component (GO): cytoskeleton
Molecular function (GO): ubiquitin-protein transferase activity
Source: RefSeq, a predicted model, not a curated record
UUGUUCAUUCUAUGUUUGGCAGCGCUGUGUUAAACACCGAAAAGACCUGAUACAAAAACAACAAGGAUAUCCGUGAAAUCGCCGGGAAAACUAGCACGAAGUAAUCUUUUUAUUUUUGCACAAAAAUUACAACGCGUUUUGCAAAAAAAAAAAGAAACAAAUUAAAGAGACGCAACAACUGUAGCAACAAUCAAACCAAAGUGUACAUACGUGCAAAUCCAGCGUGCGUUCGUUGCCGCUUUAUAAAUACGAGUAUGUGUAGAAAAUUCGAAAAGUGCAAAUAUAUUUAAAUCACUACGCGAGUGCUCAACGUUCACAGUUAACAAACAAAACAAGUCACAUAAUUGCAAAUAGAAUUAAAACAGUUACACAGACUGCAGCGAUAAACGCGGUGCAACCUGUAGCGCUUCAAUUGCGAUUGUGAUUUUGAAUAUACAAACACACCCAUACACACACACACAACACACACACACACGGCUUUUGUGCAAACAAGCCGGAAGCAAAUCCCAAAUGCAAUUGUUUUGAACCGCAGCUGAGCGGAGCUUUUUACCUGUUGGACAAGAAAUCAAACGGCGGCAGCGGCAUUAGUACAAAAAAGGCCAAAACAUGUGGUGCAUUGUCAACCUGCCCAACGGCACCCAGCAAGCCGUCAAGUGGGAUCCCAAAGCCAAUGGCCAGGAGUGUCUGGAGAAGGUUUGUCGCGCCAUGAACAUCAUCUGCGAGAUGGAGUACUUCGGUUUGGAGCACUGGACGCCCAACCAGAAGGAGUCGCAGACGCGCCAGUGGAUCAAUCUGCGCAACCGGCUCUCCGGCGACAGCGGCAGCAGUGGCAGUGGCAUCCAGCUGAUGCUGGCGCUGCGCGUCAAGUUCUGGGUGCCGGUGCACUUCAUCCUUCAGGAGAGCGUGCGCAAUCUGUUCUACAUGCAGGCCAGGCGCGAUCUGCUCGAGGGCCGACUCACUGCACCCGACUGGAGCGGAGCGGCCAAGUUGGCGGCGCUGCUCUGCCAGGCGGACGGGCUGCGCUUCAAUGAGUCCUCGCUGCGGGCCGACUGCCCCAUGCGGAUGCGACGGGAGUUGGCGCAGCAGCAGCAGCAGCAACAGCAGCAGGCGCAGCAGCAGCGACUGGAGCAGCAGCGCAAGGAGAAGGAGCACGUGCUGAGCUUCAAGAAGCGGCGGCUGUCCAAGCAGAAGUCCAUGGAGCACAUCGAGAUCUGCACGCUGCCGGUGGCUAGCACCACCAGCUGCAGUCUCCAGCCCUCGCCAUCCGCCUCCGCCUCAGCAUCCGCAUCAGCAUCUGCCUCAGCAUCUGCCUCAGCAUCCGCCUCAGCAUCCGCAUCCGCCUCAGCAUCCGCCUCCACAUCCGCCUGCUCGCAAACCCACUCGAACAGCAGCUCCAGCAGUCCCAGCAACAGCAGCAGCCAAACGGGUCUGGACGAGCGACUGGCCAGCAAUCCACUCCGCGUCUACGAGGAGUACUUCAUGCAGCCCAGCUGCGAGUUGGAGCCGCCGGCGGACUAUCUGCGCCAAAUAGCCGUGGAGCACGGCAAGCUGGCCAAGCUGCAGAUGAGCCUCAAGACGGCCAAGUACUGGCUGCUCAAGUCCAUCCAGGAUCUCGAGGGCUACGGCGAGGAGCUCUUCAGCGGCGUCACCACCAACGAGAGUGCCACGCGCUGCGACAUCGCGGUGGGCGCCCAUGGCAUCACCGUUUGCCGGGGGGGCGAGAAACAGAGCAUCCCCUUUGGCGCCAUCGCGGCGGCCAAGUCGCUGCGUCGCACCUUCAAGCUGGAGUACGUGGACGACCACAACGAUCGCAAGGAGCUGGAGAUCAAGCUGCCCAAGCAGCCGAUAGCCGCUGGCCUCUAUCGCUCCAUCACGGAGCGCCACGCCUUCUACGUGUGCGACAAGGUGCGCGGCGUGGUGACCAAUCAGUUCACCCGCGAUCUCAAGGGCACCAUCGCCUCCAUGUUCAUGGAGAACACGGAGCUGGGCAAGCGCUACGUCUUCGACAUUCAGCACACGUGCCGCGAGGUCCACGACCAGGCCAGGCGAACGCUUCACGAGCGCGGCGGCGAUCUGGUGGCGGAGGGCGCCGAGGGCUGUGCUGCUGCUGUCGCUGGAGGAUUGGGCGUCUCUGCCGUCGGCGAGCCGGGCGUUAGUCCAUGGGCGACGACUGGUGCCGGCGGCUCCAUGGCCGGCAAGAUAGAUUUGGCCAUACGCGAGAAGGAGGCGCGUGAGGCGGCGAUUGAGCGUUGCGUGGACACGCGCAUCUCGGAGGCCAUGCAGUGCAAGAUCUGCAUGGACCGCGCCAUCAACACAGUGUUCAAUCCGUGCUGUCACGUCAUCGCCUGCGCCCAGUGCGCUGCAAGAUGCAGCAACUGUCCCAACUGUCGGGUGAAGAUAACCAGCGUGGUCAAAAUCUAUCUGCCGCCGGAGCUGCGCACCAGCCAAACCGGCAGCGGCGCCACAACCACCACCACCAGCAGCAGCAGCAGCAGCAACAUGGCCAGCGAUGGCCACGUGGAGGAGCAGCUGCUCCAGCAACAGCUGGACGAGAUCUCGGCAGCACCCGCCUCCCUGGAGGCGGGAGUAGGAGCAGGAGCAGGAGCAGGAGCAGGAGCAACCGGACCUGGUGGACAGCCGAAGGUGACGACGGCCGCCUAGAAUUGGUUGUGCUCGCUGCUGUUCCGGCUGAUGGAAUGGGUGUGCGUGCCGAUUGUCUGAGAAGCAACAUGAUUCACCACUAGUACUCAAUGGUACUCAUUAGUACUCGUACUUUAUGACCACAACCUACACAAUGGGAACAAACCGACGAAUGGCAAACAAGCAACAUGCAACAUGCAACAUGCCACGUGCCAGGUGCAACAGGCGAAAUGGGUUUGAAACCGAUUCGAAGCGGAGUAGUCAGUCAGUCAACAAUCGUAGCUCUAUCUUUACUCAAGUAUUUUAGCGACAUAAGCAACUGAAACUCUAACUCUAACUCUACAUCUAACUCUAAAUCUAAAUCUAACUCUAGCUGUAGCUGUAACUCUAAUCUACAGAGUAGCCAUAUACACGAUAUAUAUAUACAGAUAUAUAUAUAUAUACAUAUUUACUAUUUAUAGAUGUACGGACUUCGAGAAAGUGCUAUUUAAACUCGUCUAAGACUUCACUGCAUAGCCUAUGCCUAGAAUCUAUAACUGCAGAUUGUUUCAUAUUCAUAUACACACUGUAUACUGUAUACACAUAGAUAUAUAUUUACGAUCGUUAUAGAUCAGCGAUACCUUAUACCAUAUACCUUAUACGAUGUAGCCCUUGAAUGUACAACAUAGUUACUUACUAAAACGUUAGCAAUUUUACCAACUAAA